AUGACACACGCCAAAACUGAUGCAAUCAUUGACAAUUGGAAAACCAAUGCAGGUUUAGAUCUAUCGGCUGAACAAGAACAGCAAUUCAAAACAUGGUUUGCGGGUGCUGCCGAACGAUUCCAUGCUCGUCGUGAGGCUGGCAAAGAAGUUAUAAAACAAUUAUUUGUCGCUGCCGAAAGCAACGAUGGUGCAAAAGCCGAAGAAUUAUUAAGUAAAUUACGCGAAGGUUUCCGUCAACUUUCCGUAGGUCGUGAAAAAGCUCUUGAUGAAUUCGAUGCUAUUCUCAAACCUGAACAACGCGCACGCAUUGUUGUUUAUGCUGUUAAACAAGCGAAAGAAGCAGGACGACCAGUUGAACAACUGAUCGAUAGUCUUUUCUUAGAUGCCGGUGAAAGUAAUUAG
Messenger RNA from Rotaria socialis, 402 nucleotides. NCBI's taxonomy places the organism in Eukaryota, Metazoa, Rotifera, Eurotatoria, Philodinida, Philodinidae. The record is from the annotation of a GenBank genome assembly.